AUGAAGAUAGUAAUUGUUGGAGGCGGUAUUGCCGGAUGUGCCGCAUACCUUGAGCUAAAGAAACACCUCCCUCCGCCAGCCCCGGGGGAAAUGCACUCCAUCACCAUCUACGAGGCAUACGGCACCAAGAAGGAUACCAAACAGCACAAUCCUGACGGCAGCCCGACCCCUUCGCACGCGUUGGUCAUAGGCGGCGGCCUUGCGGUUGGCCCUAAUGGACUCAACGUCGUCAAGCGCCUGGACGAAGACCUGCUUCGUGAUAUUGUCCGUGGGGGCUAUACCCUUGCCACCUCGAACAUCAAGAACAAAAAUGGACGGUUGCUGAUGCGCAUGAGUAACGCAGAGGACUGUUCCACGCCAGAGGGUGGUUCCAUGCAUAUGGUUGGGAGUAGUCGCCACUUGCUUUGGCACUGUUUCCGUCAGCGCAUCCCUGACCGCGACAUCAUCACGAAACGCGUUGUCAAAGUAGCCGCAAGCCGCGAUGGUCGAAACAAGAUCUAUCUCCAUGGCGAGGACGAUCCGAUCGACGCAGACCUCGUCAUCGGAGCAGACGGAGUGAAGGGGAUAGUCAAACGGGCAUUGUUCCCAGACGCCCAGGAAGAUCUGUAUCCGCCUCAUUACGAGUAUGUUCUCCCUUCUACCUGGAGAUCAAACUUUGUCGAGCCGGGAUCGGGAAACUUCAUUCUCGGCGGCAACGGGUUCUUCGGUUACUUCUUUGCCAACAGCGCUCAAUCAGCCCCGAACCGCGACUCGCCCUACCAUGUCUCUGAACCAGGCGAUACCCUGGCCUGGUGGUCGACCUAUUCUGUGGAUGAAUGUCCCAACCCAAAGACCCUGGACAAAGCGGAUGUCGCGCGACAGUUGCGCGAGCGUCAUUCACACUGGCAAGACCCAGUGAUUCAACGUGUCUUGAACUCGCUAGAAGUUGAGAACCUCUAUCCAACAUGGACCUCACCACAACUUCCCACCUGGGAGCGUGAGGGGGUCGUGCUCGUGGGAGAUGCCGCGCAUGCGCUCCCCCCAUCGUCUGGCCAGGGAACAUCACAGGCGCUCGAGGAUGUAGAGUCCUUGACGCUGUUACUCUGUCACUACCUUCGCGAGCAGAAGCCCGCGAAUGACCCGUUGACGCUGAAACAUGUGAUUUCGACUGCAGCCAAACAGUACAUGCAUCUUCGUCGCCCGCGGAUUGAAGCAAUCCUGGACGAAGCACGGCGAAGACAGGACCAGAAACGGAACAUGGGCUGGCUGGAAGAGAUGUUCAUGUACUGUUUUAUGUGGAUCCUUGGGUGCUUCCCAAGCGUUGUCUCAAAGCCUGCGAAACAGGUUUUUAAUUAUAAUAUCGCAGACGAAGUUGCCAAACUACUUGCGUCUGAUAAGUGA
Aspergillus terreus NIH2624 is the source of this 1380-nucleotide messenger RNA. RefSeq names its product FAD-dependent oxidoreductase. Gene Ontology annotation, molecular function: FAD binding; monooxygenase activity. Lineage: Eukaryota; Fungi; Ascomycota; Eurotiomycetes; Eurotiales; Aspergillaceae. The coding region runs from base 1 to 1380 and encodes 459 amino acids. The record is from RefSeq and is a predicted model, not a curated record. The transcript has 3 exons.